This is a messenger RNA of Moneuplotes crassus, 434 nucleotides long. Lineage: Eukaryota; Ciliophora; Spirotrichea; Euplotida; Euplotidae. The record is from the annotation of a GenBank genome assembly.
UCUUUCAAACUCUUUGUGACAGCUUCCUUUGAACUGGCAGAUGUACAUUAAGGUUCUCUUGCCAGUCACAGGAUGUUCUCUUUCUCUGAUCUUGUAGUCGUAGUCACUCAGAGAUUUCAAGUAGCCAAGGUUGGUCUCAGUCAGAACUUUGCUAGCAACAUAAGCUUGCUUUGGAGUCAACUCACAAGAGCAAAAUUUAUGAUUAGAUUCAUUCAUCUUUACUGAAGAAGAUUUCUUUGAAGGCUUCUGAGGCUUUGACUGAGUUCGAACAGCAGGAUCCAUGCCUCUAUUUGCAUCUUGAUGGACUGUCUUAGUAGCCAAGGAUGAAGAAUGAUUUCUGUUAGGUAGACUAGCAUUGCAUCUAAUAUCUUGGCUACUUGGAAAUUUUAAACUUUCAGUUUGGAACGAGUAGAUUUGAGGGGUCGCAAUGCUGU